GAGAAAGAAAAAAAAGAAAAAGAAAUCUGGGAAUCCGAGGGGUUGGCCUGAGCGGCGAUAGGAGAGCGGACCGGACCUGCUGCUGGGAAUCCUGUGUUCUUUCAGUCCGGUGGCCCUGUGCAACUACCACCAUGGAGAUGUCGCUUCGUUUCGAGGCCACCUGUUUGCUGUGCUGCAGUUUCCUGCUCCUCAUCACUUCUUCAGAUGGUCGCACUGGGCUUGGAAAGGGCUUUGGAGAUCAUAUUCACUGGAGGACGUUAGAAGAUGGGAAGAAAGAAGCAGCUGCAAGUGGCUUGCCGCUGAUGGUGAUCAUCCAUAAAUCUUGGUGUGGAGCUUGCAAAGCUUUAAAACCCAAAUUUGCAGAAUCUACAGAAAUUUCAGAACUGUCCCAUAACUUUGUUAUGGUAAAUCUGGAGGAUGAAGAGGAACCCAAGGAUGAAGAUUUCAGCCCUGAUGGGGGUUAUAUUCCACGCAUCCUUUUCUUGGAUCCCAGUGGCAAGGUGCGUCCUGAGAUCAUCAAUGAGGGCGGAAACCCCAGCUACAAAUAUUUCUACGCCAGUGCCGAGCAAGUUGUUCAGGGCAUGAAGGAAGCUCAGGAGAGGCUGACAGGUGACGCCUUCAGAGAGAAACACCUUCAAGAUGAGCUGUGACAUGAAGGAGUGUUCUGGAAGAAAAGCAGCAGGAAUCCUGAGGAAUCACCCAGAACAGUUGAACCACCAGGAAACCGAGCUUCUACCUACACUGGCAGGAGCUCUCACUGUGGAAGAGGCUUGCUGCUGAAGCGGGUCCGUGCGUCCAGCAGCAUGGCCAUGUCUUCUGCUCCCUCUCUCCUAAAUAGCCAUUCCUUUGAAUGUAAAGGAUGAAACUGGUACAAAACUUGAGCCACUUGGAGAUUUGCUCCACGUCAGUAUUUGCCUCCUCGCCCGUUCCCUCCUGCUGUGCUCAUGCUGAAGUGCACGGAGAUGGGAAGUAGCUUUUCUAUAGUGUUUUUUAAGACGUCAUUCUCCUUUUCUCUUGGUGAUCAUCCUGGGCUUCUUCCUCAACUCCUGUGGCCUUCCUUCUCUGUGCAGGCCUCCCUGCUCGCACGAAUGUGUGUCACGAUCGGCCGUGUGCUGGGACUCAGCCCCAGCUGGAAGCAUGCUUUCCCCGUUGCUGUUAGAGAAACCCAAACCUUCAAGCCCUGAGUGGAGCCAUUUUGUCAAUUCAUCAACUGUAUUUUUGUACUGGGGUUAAAACAAAAAGAAAAGAUAAGAUAUUAAUUAUUUCACUAAGCUUUAAUAAAACUUUAAACAGAAA
This is a messenger RNA of Alexandromys fortis (reed vole), 1296 nucleotides long. It is a transcript of the gene Txndc12, whose product is annotated as thioredoxin domain containing 12. Gene Ontology annotation, cellular component: endoplasmic reticulum. The record is from RefSeq and is a predicted model, not a curated record. The transcript has 7 exons. Lineage: Eukaryota; Metazoa; Chordata; Mammalia; Rodentia; Cricetidae. The coding region runs from base 132 to 650 and encodes 172 amino acids.